AUGAAUUUCUCGUGCUGGACGCUUCCAGUCAAGCAAGACAUUGAUGCUUGGGAAAGGCUAGGAAACAAAGGAUGGAAUUGGGAAAAUCACGAGAAGUAUCACUACAAGGCCGUCAGAUAUGUGCCUCUUGAUACUACCCAUGGUAAACCAGAAGUUCGGGGGCGCGACCCCGAAGCAUUGAAAGUAUGGGAUCUCAACCAACAUCCUUCUGGAACAGGUCCACUGGUUCUGACUCAUCCACGAACAGCAUUCGAUAUUGACGUGAAGGCUUCUGAGGCUUUCCUACAGGCAGGAAUACCAAGAGCUCCCGCACCUUAUCAUGGCAAUCCAAAGGGACUUCAUCUCAUCCUCAACAGUGUCGACCCUACGACGCAUUUGCGAACCUACGCAGCGAACGCGUACUUCACGCCGGUCUCUCAUCGACCGAACUUGGUCGUCCUUUCAACUGCGUACGCACAUAGGAUUGUCACUAACGGGGAAGGGGAUGGGAACAUCGUCGCCAGCGGAGUGGAGUUUAGCUAUGGGGAGGAUAAGUCUGUCUGUGUUGCUCAUGCCAAAAAGGAAGUCAUACUCUCCGCAGGGGCAAUCAAGUCGCCUCAGAUUCUUGAGCUAUCCGGUAUUGGCUGUGAAGAUAUCUUGACCAAGAUCGGCGUUCCAAUCAAGGUGUCUCUUCCUGGAGUAGGCGAGAACGUUCAGGAACAUUUAUUCGUUCCUGCGACCUUUGAGUUGAAGGAUUCUACCACAGAAACGCUGGAUGUUCUGCGAGACGAGAAGGAAACAGCUAAACAAGUCGAACUUCUAUUGAAGGGUCAGGGCGUUUAUACGACCGGGCUUGCCAACCUUGUAUGGCUUUCGUUUUCAGAUGUUACGCCUCGAUCAGAAAGCCUCAUUGCUGAGGAAGGCAAACGGAUAGAUGAGGAUAUCAAAAACAAUAUAUAUCCACCCGGAUUGACUGACCAGUACAAAAUCCUAUUGGAGGGUCUUCGCAACAACGCCCCGGGCUGCGAAUAUACAACUUUCCCGAGAUUCUUCGCGUUGGACAAACCACCCCUUCCCAAUAAGCGGUAUGUUACUUUCAUGUGCUUCCUGAAUCAUCCCUUCACGAGGGGCACCAUCCACGCAUCAACCAACGACCCGUUCGCGAAUCCGGAUAUGGACCCUCAUUACUUUGAGCAUGAGAUCGACAGGCAGACUUUGGUUGCUGGGAUACAGUUUGUCAGAAAAAUUGCUAAGACACCGCCUUUGCGAGACGAGAUUGCCGUGGAACAUUCUCCUGGACCCGAAAUUCAAACAGACGAACAGUUGACAGAAUGGGUGCAAAAUGGAAUGGCUAGUACAUACCACACUGCCGGAUCUUGUUCGAUGCUACCCAGGGAACACAAUGGAGUAGUGGAUACCCAUUUGAAGGUCUAUGGAACUAAGAAUAUUCGAGUCGUCGAUUUAUCUAUCGUUCCACUCCAUCUCGCCUGCCAUCCGCAAGCUACCGUCUAUUCAAUCGCUGAACAGGCGUCAGAUAUUAUCAGAGGAAAGUUCAAUCCUUGA
Messenger RNA from Marasmius oreades (fairy-ring Marasmius), 1542 nucleotides. RefSeq lists its product as uncharacterized. Gene Ontology annotation, molecular function: oxidoreductase activity, acting on CH-OH group of donors; flavin adenine dinucleotide binding. The transcript has 19 exons. The coding region runs from base 1 to 1542 and encodes 513 amino acids. NCBI's taxonomy places the organism in Eukaryota, Fungi, Basidiomycota, Agaricomycetes, Agaricales, Marasmiaceae. The record is from RefSeq and is a predicted model, not a curated record.